AUAGGAUGUCCUGCCUCUCUCUCUCUCUCUCCCUCCCACUCCCUCUCUCUCACAUUGUGUUUACAACCUUGGAGAGCGUUGCAUAUCUGACAUUUCUCUCUCAAACUCCAACCGGCUCUGUUCUCAUCUGAAAGUAGCAGAAAGAAGACGAGAAGAGAAGAGGUAUCUGAUCUUGUUGUGUAACCAGAACUGAAGCACUUCAUGCUGGACUGCUUCAAACAGCUGACCUGAGCUCAUCUCCAGACAACCAGCAGCAGUCCGAUUCCCUGAUUCCACCUCUUCAAAGCAGCCUGACCAGCUCAGUCCGGCUCUACUCAGGCCCAGCAGCCUGAUCGAACUCUCUUCUCUCAUAAUCCAGCCAAGAUCAAGAUCUAACCAGUCCCCAUGGAGCGUGUUCAGCACAUGACCAAGUCGGCCAUCCGCCGAGCGUCUCAGAUCGAGGUGAAUCCACAAGCCAAGAGGAACCUGCAGGAGCUGUUCGUCAACUUCACCCUCAUCCUCAUCUGCCUGCUCCUCAUUUACAUCAUCGUCCUGCUGAGCAGCUGAGGACGGCAGAGACGUCCACAGAGAGAGUCUGGCAUGGCUGUGCUGUGGACGAGGGUUUGGCUGAGAUAUGGGCUUUACUCAUACAGAUCAGAUUUCUAAUAAAGCAAUAAUACCAUCCCCAUAUAUCAGCCUAACCCUGUUUGACAACAGCUGUGAAGGAUCAUGGAGGUCAAACAAAUCCAUGUGAAAACAAUAAUGGCCAAACACUCUCAAAUUGUUCCUGUCAGAGCUGAUCAGGGAUCAGCUUCCCUGCCUCUGUGUCUCAAGGGAAUGAUCAUAAGUGACCCGACUUCAACAGUUUAAACUUCACUGAUACACUGUAUGUAUGUAUAUGUGCCUCCUGCUCCACACUCUUAAAAAAUGUCUCUUGCUUGAUUAAUAACAGGUGCAAUGUGUAUAAUACUGAGAUAUCAAUACAUCACUACUGUUCAUUUUCAAUUUCCCAUGAGUCCUAUUGCUUCCUGCAGCCCCCCAAACACCACCAUCCCCAGGAGAAAAAUAAACAUGCUGGAAAUUAUUCUUUUCCCAUUUGCAUUUUAAUUUCCUCCUCCACCUGCCACUGCCAGAGACCAAAGGCAGUAAAAACAUGGCUGUAGUGUCUGUGACAUCAGGUUUCUGUAUUUUGAAACCUCAAUGCAGCAAUUGUGGCAGCCUAAAAAUCCAAAUUUGGCAAAAAGAAACUGGGACAGGAAAGCAGCAAACACUGUGGCUGAGUGUGAGAAGCUGAGGCACCUGUCAAUUAAGUAAACACACCGAGCGUGAAGUCCCUUUUAUUAUCAGUAUGACAGAUGGCCAAGUGUGUUAGAAUCUAGUAUGACGGUAGCAGGUCUGAUAUGACACUCAGUGUGACCGAUUAUUAUAUAACAUAUAACACUUGACAUCAUACUUAGAGAUUAUUCUAAGUACUGUGAGCCUGUAAAGUAUGUUAAUAAGACUGAGAGCAUCUUCAACCUUCUAAGCAUUUUGCUCUGAGGGGCAACAUUUCACUCCUACAAUCCACUAUGUUAAGUAUGGACUACUUUACUUGGGCCUAGAGGUCAAUGUACAUUUGAGUUUUAAACACACACACACACACACACACACAGCUUCUGGUAUACUGCAGGCCUGACAUAUAUAGUACAUGCAGUUUAUUAGUCGUGAAGAAGACUUCACUUUGCAUGGUGUGAUUUCACUUAAUGACUUUUUUUUUGUUUAUGCCAUUCAGUUUUGAAUUAUUCCUGACUAAUAUGAAAAUUUUUGGUGUAUUAUAGCAUGUGCCCUGAUUGUAGCAGCAAGAGUGUAUAAAAACAAACUGUAAAGUCAGAUUCCUAAAUCUGAAGUGCAUAAUAAAAUCCUCAAGAAUGUAUUAUAUGAUCACACAUAUCAGGAAUUUUACAACUUACCAGCCACAUUUACAUAUAAUGUAUCUUCAUGAUAUUUGCCAGGACUGAGAAUGUGUUAAUAUAAAUCACAAUUACAUUUGGGAUUAGAAAAUUAUUGAAAAUAAAUUGCACUUUUGUUCUUCUGUGUAUGUUUGGAAGACUGUACCAUGCACCUGACUUUUAAACUAUGGAAGAAAUUGCAUGUCAAUAAAAUUAAAGUGGCUUCUCCUG
Messenger RNA from Epinephelus moara (kelp grouper), 2138 nucleotides. It is a transcript of the gene pln1, whose product is annotated as phospholamban. Gene Ontology annotation, cellular component: membrane; sarcoplasmic reticulum. Bases 385 to 546 code for a protein of 53 amino acids. The transcript is spliced from 2 exons. Gene Ontology annotation, biological process: negative regulation of ATPase-coupled calcium transmembrane transporter activity; negative regulation of heart rate; negative regulation of calcium ion import into sarcoplasmic reticulum. NCBI's taxonomy places the organism in Eukaryota, Metazoa, Chordata, Actinopteri, Perciformes, Serranidae. Gene Ontology annotation, molecular function: ATPase inhibitor activity. The record is from RefSeq and is a predicted model, not a curated record.